Diplodia corticola is the source of this 2130-nucleotide messenger RNA. Its product is annotated as nitrogen regulatory protein otam. Bases 1 to 2130 code for a protein of 709 amino acids. Gene Ontology annotation, biological process: DNA-templated transcription. Gene Ontology annotation, cellular component: nucleus. Lineage: Eukaryota; Fungi; Ascomycota; Dothideomycetes; Botryosphaeriales; Botryosphaeriaceae. Gene Ontology annotation, molecular function: zinc ion binding; DNA binding; DNA-binding transcription factor activity, RNA polymerase II-specific. The transcript is spliced from 5 exons. The record is from RefSeq and is a predicted model, not a curated record.
AUGGCCGAGCCCGAGUCCAGCGCUGAGUCGCGCAAGCGCCGCCGCAGCCAGCGCAGCAAUCGGCCCUGCGACCCGUGCCGCCGCCGCAAGACCCGCUGCAUUGUCGAGUCGGGCUCCGCAGGCGAGUGCACCGUGUGCCUGUACAGACAGACCAAGUGCACCUACGAGGAGUCUCCUCCCGAGCGUCCGCUGCCCCGUCGCCCCUCCAGCACCGCCGCCUCGACCUCGACCGCCGACGCCUCCUCCCGCCAUCCGCCCUCCAGCGAGGUCGCCCACCUGUCGCCUGCAUCCGGCGACAUCCCGAGGUCUGUUCCUAGCUUGCCGCAGCUCCCCACCGUCCGCACCAACGAAGAGCUGCCCUCGGACGUGCUGAGCUCUGGCGAAGCUUCUGCCGCUGCCCUCGAGGCCGCCCGCGAGCGCCAGCGCAAUGGCGAGACCGUCACCGACGCCGAGCGCGCCAAAGGGGAGUCGUCACUGGGCCUGCACUCGACGCGUUUUGCCGAGCUGUACGGCUUGGGGAGUGACAUGGAGCCAAUCCUGAUGCGGCACCGCCCCUACGACCCGGUCCAUCACGAGUUCCGCCUUUCCACCCAUGCCAUCCGCCGCGUCCUCGAGCGGGACCAAGGCGUAGAGUAUCCGCUCUGUUUCCAUAUCGUCAGCGACGAGAAGGCUGCCGGCUAUUCCGCCACCCACCAGGAAGUAGAUGCCAUCGAGGCAUGCGUCAAGCCCUUUGGCGAGCGCCUUGUCCGUCUGUUCUGGCGUGUUGUCCAGCCAUCCUAUCCCAUCCUGCACAAACAGGGCUUUAUGGAUCGGUACUCAAAAUCCUACCGCCUCGUCCCCGGCCCCCUCUUGGGCGCCAUCUAUCUGAAUGCAAUCAAUUGGUGGCACUUUGACCCCUUGCUCUCGACCCACCCUCCGCCAGAUUUGUCAGCCAUGAGGCGGCUUACCUUGCACGCCAUUCAAAAUUCCUACCAUCGCCCGCGAUUGUCUUCAAUAGAGUCUAUUCUCCUGCUCUUGCAGUGCAAGCCCGAGGACCCCUUAAAUCCCGACCAUACUUUCGGCUGGGGGCUGGCCUCUCAGGCGCUAGCAAUCGGAGAGGCUUGCGGUCUCCACCUGGACGCCUCUCGCUGGGCUAUUCCGGACUGGGAGCGCGCACUACGCAAACGCCUCAGCUGGGCCUUAUUCAUGCAAGACAAAUGGACAGCCUGCGCUUAUGGUCGCCCUAGCCACAUCACUGAUGAUGAGUGGGGCGUGAAAGAUCUUGAUCCAGCCGAUUUCGCCGACUGUGAGGCAGACCCGGAUGAUCCAGCCGGAGCCGCCGUUCAAGCUGGUCGAGAGCAGUUCCUGCAUAUGGUACGGCUAUCAAAGAUCCUCGAUGUUGUCUUGAAAAAAUUCUACUCUGUCAAAGGCUGCGUCAAUCAAGACACAGUCAACCUGUACACGAAAGCACAGCCCAUUAUAGAAUCGCUGGCCACUUGGUACACGUCCAUACCGCGCUCUUUACACAUGGACUCUUUGCCUCCACGACAGCUUUGUCCAAAUGGACACCUGCACCUUGCAUAUUUUGGCGUUACGACUCUACUGCUGCGCCGACUCGUUAGGUCGACGGCACUUGCCCCUCUAUGCUUGGACAUACAAGUGCUGAACGCCAUCCGUCAAUACGCUUACGACACCGCAAUGAAGGCCACUGCUUUGGUUGCCUUGCUUCGUCCGGAGCAUUUGGACGCUUUUUGGUAUUUUGUUUCGCCCUACCUUUUUUCUGUUAUUGGAUCCUUUACCACCCUCUUACUAGUGACCUCACUCACACCCUCGGAGCGGGAUCACUGGCGUGAGACACUCAAUUCGUACAUUUGGACUCUCCGUACUAUGAGUAAAUCCAAUGAGCCCAUCAGAUAUGCUGUCAACCGACUCGAAGGAGCAAUCUUGCGUGGGCUCGAGCAUGCUCUGGUUAUCGCCGUGGACGGACCGUCGACUGAGAUGGCCGAGACCCCUCAGCAAACCUUCGAGGCGGGCGUCAACGGGUUUGGUUUUGGAGUCGCUGAAAUCAAUGACUGGGAUUACCAAGGCCAAAUGCACUUGGGUGCCUUUGAUUAUUUGAGUAACAAUCCACCUGCUGCGCAGAUGCAGUAA